Messenger RNA from Mesorhabditis spiculigera, 1014 nucleotides. NCBI's taxonomy places the organism in Eukaryota, Metazoa, Nematoda, Chromadorea, Rhabditida, Rhabditidae. The record is from the annotation of a GenBank genome assembly.
AUGCCGAUAUCUAGGCAAUUCUUGAAUACCGUAAAACGAAGAAAGAUCCCUAUAUUGAUUGGCGCGAUUUUUGGGUUUAUUUUCUUCUGGUAUCUGAAUGGCCGACAUCGUGGAGCGGAAAUACCAAGAAUUAAACUUGGAAAUGAACCUGUCCAAUUUACCAUCGAAAACCUAUCUGGCAAGCCCUUCGACUAUGACCUCGUCUGGUAUUUGGAUCGUUUCGGAUUAACCGAGGACCAAAUUAAACUCCAGAAAUCAAUACCUAUCAAAUCUUCUGAUGUCACUUUCAUAAUGUACAGCUCAUCAAAUCAUUUCCGGGAAAGUCGGUUGACGCUUCGGCAUUUUAGAAAUUUUUAUAACAAUUCGAUUAUUUAUUAUGAUCUCGGGUUGGACGAGGACCAGCGCGAAGAACUCGAUGAAGUCUGCAACUUGCAAGUCAGAGAUUUCGAUUUUGAGAGCUAUCCGAGGCAUGUGAGACAGUUGACGACAUAUGGGUUUAAGGUCAUCAUUGCUGCGGAAAUGCUACUCGAACAUCCCGCUUUUUGGAUGGUGGACACUUCUGUACAUCUGGAUUCGCCCAAUUGCCUCUCGAAAGUUUAUGAAGCUGUGAAUAACGGGACUGCCCCAGAUUUUGUGAUGGGCCAGGUGGUCGGAAAACAAAUGGCGUAUACAUACCCCGAAAUGUUCGACUACCUCCCUUUCCCUACAAAAUACCACGAUGAACACCAGAGAGAGGCGGUGGUUUUCUACCAUAGGAGUCAGCAGAGCAAAAGAAUAUUGAAAUGGUUGCUACUUUGCGCCCUAACGGAGGGCUGCAUAGCUCCCAGGAAUUCGUUUUUCGAUUGGAUAACUUUUCGGGCAAGCGGGUACCAUAGGUACGACCAGAGUGCGGGUACAAUUCUUCGCAGCGCCUUCAUCCGCCAAAACCCAAUCCAAUUCGCCUACGUUCACGACUGUGCCAAAGUCGAACGCGGAAUGCCUGACGACGAGCCGCUGCAGAAUAUUUGCCACUAU